AUGGGUGCCGAUACGGUUGACUACAACAAACCUGCGUACAUCCUAACAUCCCGAUACGAAUGGGAUAUCUGGUAUAAUUAUAUUCGGAGCGAGGCUCAGGCAAGGAAGAUAUGGGAUUUCAUUGAUCCUGAUCAAGCGGUAAUCCUUAACAAACCUGAGGACGUUGCGCUCCAACGGUAUCGACCUAUUCCGGUACCAUCGUCGGUAUCGAUAUCAGAAGAAACACCAACGGAAGGCGGCCCUUCUAGCAAUACUAGGGCAGCUUCGGCGUCAAGGGCAAUAUCUACAGCAACGCGAAGCUAUUCGCAGCUAGACCAACAGCCAGAAGACCCGAACAAUUUUUUCAAACGGAGACAAGUCCCAGACGGCCUAGGCCUUAAUGAAUGGGUUACUUACGUCAAUGCUUUAUCAAGGAAUGACCGGCACGAUUAUACCGAGCUAGAACGGGCCCUUUCUAAAUAUAUAGAGUGGUUCAAUACGACCCUCGGCCCGGAAUUCCAGCAGAUAACGGCGAUGAGGUCGAUGAUAAGGGAUAAAUUACGCAUACUUGUUGAGCGGGUACAGCCGGUAAAGACCGCUAUUACUGAGCAUAUUAUACAGCGAUUCCUUCAGGUCAUGGAACGGAAUCUCAACAAAUAUAACGUUUUAGAAUGGCUUAGUGAAGUGUUGACUAUUUACGACCGACUGGAACAAAAUAGCUCGAUCCUCCUAGCCGGGAAUGAGCCUGCUAAUAUAUUAGCGAAAGCCCUCUCUCAGAAGUAUCCUAGCAUCCAGGAUGAUAUCGAUCGGGAAAUUAUCAGAGCCGAAAAACUAGGGCAAUAUAUUGACUUUCGUGAGAUUAUCAAAGAUGCAAGGCAGCAGGUAGAGCUUCAAGAAAAAAGGAAUAUCAAUAAUAAAGGGAAGCAUACCGCAUUUGCCGUUAAAGGAAAGCCUUCGUUGAAGGCCGCCGCCGGCCCUGGUGAUAAUACCGGUACAGCCUCAGCUUCAGCUUUAAAGGAACCAUCGUCAGAAUUAAAGCCCUGCAAAUACUGUGAGCUAUCACAUAUAAAGAAGAAGGGUGCGCAUUAUAAGAGCUGUUGGGCUCUUACUCCUUCUCUAGCGCCCGAAAAGUUCCGCUUAAAGAUUCGGAAGGAAACCAAGAAGGCCGCAAUAGAAAAGAUGAAGCAGGAAAGCAAGGAAGUGCAAGCUGCAUUCAAGGCCUUCCAGGACCAGCAAAAGGAGGAUGACGACGAUGAUAAUAAUAACUCGACUAAAUCAAAGGGAAAGGAAAAGGAUAAGCGCGCCUAUACCGCAGAGGCCUUUUCCGCAGGAUCCUUUUCUAACGAGUCUCCUACUUCACGGGCUUGUAUCAUCGUUAAUAGUGGUGCAACGGCACAUAUAUUCAACGACGAAAAGUGGUUUCUGCACAUCGAUGAUGCUAUCGAUCAGCAUAUUCGAGGUAUAUCGGGCACUACUAAGGUCCAAGGUGUUGGAACCGUUCGAAUCGUGCUGGAAGAUGGACAAAUCGUCACUUUUGCCGACGUUCUAUACGUUCCAGGGAUAUUCGUCAAUAUUCUUUCCGAAUUAUUGAUGAAGAAGAAAGGAUUGUAUUGGAACACCGAGACUGAUAGAAUUUACCACAGGCAAGGAAAAAAGCAAGAAAAUAUCUUUCAGAUCCGCCGAAUCGAAGAGAAACCCUGCAUUUUGUAUCAGGCAGGCGGAAACGAUGUGCCUGUGAGCGAAUUUCUCACGAGGGCUCGGAAUUUCGAAGAACCUGAUGAAUAG
This is a messenger RNA of Ustilaginoidea virens, 1764 nucleotides long. RefSeq lists its product as uncharacterized. The record is from RefSeq and is a predicted model, not a curated record. The transcript has a single exon. The coding region runs from base 1 to 1764 and encodes 587 amino acids. Lineage: Eukaryota; Fungi; Ascomycota; Sordariomycetes; Hypocreales; Clavicipitaceae.